Messenger RNA from Cottoperca gobio, 2050 nucleotides. It is a transcript of the gene leap2, whose product is annotated as liver-expressed antimicrobial peptide 2. The record is from RefSeq and is a predicted model, not a curated record. Lineage: Eukaryota; Metazoa; Chordata; Actinopteri; Perciformes; Bovichtidae. The coding region runs from base 251 to 553 and encodes 100 amino acids. Gene Ontology annotation, biological process: defense response to bacterium; antimicrobial humoral immune response mediated by antimicrobial peptide. The transcript is spliced from 3 exons.
UCUCCUGGGAUCAUGGCCUGUCUAUAUAAAGGAGAGCCCAGCCUUCUUUGCCGGUGCCACUGCUGAGUCAAGCUGACGUGAACAGACUUCCAGUAAUCCUGCGACUAAUGAAAACCUGCUCCACCCAACAACCUCCAGGCUCAAGAAAAGUUGACUGAGCCGGUCGAGUGCUCCAGAAAGUGUCGGACAUCCGGGAACCUAGCUGGUCGAGAUCAAGUUUAUGCAAGCCUGAAGAGCCUAAAGCGUAAAGAUGCAGGGGAAAGUCUUCUUCGCCCAAAGGAAAGCAGCAGUAGCACUGUGCAUUGUGCUGCUAAUGCUGGCUCAGCAGGUGUGUGCAGGUCCGUUGGUCCCUCAGGUAAAGUCUGGUUCUGACGACCAGAAGCCGGACUCAAGCGUCCGCACACUGAGGAGGAUAGCUCGGAUGACCCCGCUAUGGAGAAUCAUGAACAGUAAACCAUAUGGAGCUUACUGCCAGAACAACUAUGAAUGCUCCACAGGAUUCUGCAGUUACGGACGCUGCCGCUGCUCCGCCACAGAGGCUGUGAACGACUAGACGUCCCAGGAAAACAACCAGCGUGUUUACAUGAGUGUACAGCCAUAAUCCUAAUGAAAGGUUCUCAUAACUGGGAUUAUGCACAUAUCCAGGCUUUUUUUCCUUUUUCUAAAUUGGUUUAUAUAUUUAUAUGUCCAAAUAUGUUGCUGAUAAACUCUAAAUGUUUAUAUGAAUUUAUACAUCAGGUAUAUGCAAGAAAAGGCAAGGGUGCAAAUAACAAAAAACACUUGUUUCAUACGGCUAUGGACCAAAAACCUUUCAGCCCUGAUCUCAGAGCGGAGACUUUGUGAUUCUCUUCCCUGCCAGUAACUGUGGCCUUAGCUCCACAAAUGAUAUAACUUGGCACAGGGAAGACUGUGAACCUUGUAAGAGCUCAUGACCUUUACAUUGUUCCACAUUUCAUCAUCGCUGUCUCGUGUUGUUUUAAAUUAUCACCUGACUGUUGUAGACGGUCUUAUCAUUGCACUGAUAAUGUGUCAAAUGGAAUCAUUCGGGUUAGUUUGCGCUGUUGGAUAAGCUGCCGGUGCAUUACCUUUACUGAUUUGUUAUUAAUUCUGGUUAUAGCAACAACAUUUGUUACUUUAAACCCAAGAAUAACAUUUUAAAAAGCCACAUAUUUAACAGCAAAUGACCUAAAUGAUGACUUAUAUCAUAUAUAUACAUGUAUAUAUAUUAUUAUAUGUUGAUAACCAGCAAGAACAUCAUAAAAAAGUAGUUUUUUCCCCUUAAAUAAAGUACCCAAACUAUAAGAUUAGCCGCCUGACUUGCUGGGAUCUCAGUUGACUGAGGCAAAAGUGUUAAAGAGAGGAGAGAGAUAGACAAUACAAAGUACGAAAAAGGAGGAGACAAAAGGAAGGAGAUAAGACAAAGCAAAGAAAAAGGAUCAGACGUUACAAAAUAUUGAUGUUUAAAGUAGGAGCUUCUUGUCAAAGUUAGCAACAUUAUUCAUAAUGUAAUGCAUGCGUACUGAUUUGGUGUAAUGCAGUGAUUCUCAUAGUAUUUAUUUUAUGCUCUGUUUGAAAAUGUAAAAGAAAUGUACCCAUAUAUAUCACAUUAUUUUUUAAAUAUAUAUUUCUUUAUGAUAUUUUAAUGGUUUGUUUUAGAAUAAUCAAUCACCCUGACUGGAAUUGUUUCUGCGUUUCCAGUUAGAUACAUGUGCAGUCAAUAUUAAAUCUGUAUCCAAUAACCAAUUUAACAAAUAUCUUGGCUGAGUGUACAAAUAUUGGGAACAGAUUCUUAAUGACGAGCUGCACAGCUUUGUUUUUUGCACAUUCAUCUUCUCAAAUUGAUAAGCGACCGUGGAUUUCGCUUCGACUCGUCUGCGUAGUUUACUUCAUGCACAGAGCAGGUGGUAGCUGAUAUUUUGUACACUCAGCGUGUUCGGGAAAUGUUCGAGUAGGAUUGCACUUUUAAACCCCAAUUAUCUUUGUACUGUGUACUGUCUACUGUAUUACCUACAUGUAGAAGGCUGGAGAAUAAGUGGAAUAAAAGCAUUGG